Molecule: messenger RNA, 1482 nt
Organism: Aspergillus puulaauensis
Lineage: Eukaryota; Fungi; Ascomycota; Eurotiomycetes; Eurotiales; Aspergillaceae
Exons: 4
Coding region: 1-1482 (493 amino acids)
Biological process (GO): transmembrane transport
Molecular function (GO): transmembrane transporter activity
Source: RefSeq, a predicted model, not a curated record
AUGGACAAACCACACGCUGAACAUGUCGAGGCAAACGAUGCUGAGGCCACGGCUGAGUUAUCUAGCGCUGGUGGCGAAGGGGGUCUAUCAAGAGAGCAUCGAGAAUAUCUCCUCAGACGGCAUGGGACGUUGCAGCUCAGACCCAUCCCAUCAAUGGAUGACGCCGACCCGUACAACUGGUCAUCACGGACGAAAAUCACCAACCUGGCCCUCGUGGCUUUCCAUGCAAUGAUGGCAACAUUCACAGCAUCAGCAAUCCAGAGCGCCUUCGUGGAGAUCGCCGAAGACCUGGACGUCAGCGUACACCGGGCUAGCUAUCUCACCUCUCUGGUCAUUGCUAUUCUCGGCGCCGCUCCCUUGUUCUGGAAGCCCUUUGCAGAUCGAUACGGUCGACGUCCCAUCUUCUUGCUCUCGUUGGUUUGUAGCCUUGUUGGGAAUAUCGGAUGUGCUAAUAGUCCUUCCUACGCGACAAUGGGUCUAUGUCGCGCAAUAACAGCUUUCUUUAUCUGCCCUGCUGCGGCGAUCGGAAGUGGCGUUGUGCGUGAGAUGUUUUUCUCCCGGGACUGUGCUCGAUACAUAGGCGUUUGGGCAUUGAUGGUAACUCUCGGUGUACCGUCAGCACCAUUUAUUUUCGGUUUCGCGGUGAUGAGAGUUGGUUAUAGGUGGAUUUAUUGGACUCUCGCGAUAGUCAACGGUGUCCAACUUGUCCUCUACUUCUUCCUUGGUCGUGAAACGCUCUAUGUUCCGCCCACUGGGGAUGGCGAGAAAAUGAGCAAGCGCCAUCUUCUCGGGUUCAGUCGCCUUAAUCCGGCCCCUCUUACUCUUAGGGACUUUCUCGGUCCCUUGUCUCUAGCUGCGAGGCCUUGCGUUUUAAUCCCCGCCGUCGCAUACUCGAUGGUCUUCCUCCUUGCGGGCAUCCUGAUAUCCAUUGAAAUUCCACAGGUAUUUCCCGAGAAAUUCGGCUUGAACGCACAGGAGGUCGGUCUCCAAAACCUUGCUAUCAUUAUCGGCUCCGGUCUCGGCGAGCACAUAGGUGGUCAUCUCUCAGACCAAUGGAUGUGGAAUCGCGAAAAGCGAGCGGGCCGAGUCCCAGCUCCCGAGUAUAGGCUGUGGCUCGGUUAUGUCGGUAUUGGCCUCGCUAUCUGCGGAAUCGUUGUGUUUCUGGUUCAAACUGAAAAUGCCUCGAGUCAUUGGAACGUUACACCCUUGGUCGGGGCUGCGAUUGCGGCUGCUGGGAAUCAGAUCGUCACGACUGUUGAUAUCACUUAUGCGGUGGAUUCUUAUUCGAAAGAUCCGGCCGCGGUCGGUGUCUUUAUUACCUUUGUCAGGCAGACUUGGGGGUUUAUCGGGCCAUUUUGGUUCCCUGACAUGUUGAAGAGCGUCGGCUUUUAUGGGAGUAAUGGGAUCAUAGUUGCUCUGCUCGUCGGGGGUUCGGUGAUGUCGACACUAGCUUUGCAAUGGCAGGGUCAUAAAUGGCGGUGA